AUAUACUAGCCCUGAGUAUUGUAGCCAAAGAAAGCUUGAGGAAGAAGAGUUUCAAACAUAAUGGAAGGAGAGAUAGAAAGGGAAUCACUCAUAACUGAGGCUUACAAUGCACCCGUUACUGCACAGAGAAGGGUCAGAGAUGACUUGGAACCUUUUCUCCCCAAGCCAUACAUGCCCAGAGCAUUGACAGCUCCCGACACAAGACACCCACAUGGUACUCCACAACAUAGGCACCACAACUUGACUGUUCUUCAGCAGCACUGUGCCUUUUUUGAUCGAGAUGACAAUGGAAUUGUUUACCCUUGGGAAACUUACAUGGGGCUGCGAGCAGUUGGAUUUAACAUCUUUGCCUCUUUCCUUAUGGCAGUUUGCGUCAAUUUGUCUAUGAGCUAUCCUACUCAGCCUAGUUGGAUACCUUCUCUUUUGUUUCCGAUAUAUAUACACAACAUUCACAGAAUAAAGCAUGGGAGUGACGCAGGAGUUUAUGAUACGGAAGGACGCUACGUACCAGCAAAUCUAGAGCACAUGUUUAGUAAGUAUGCUCGCACAGUGCCUGACAAGCUCACACUUGGAGAGCUCUGGGAAAUGACCGAGGGAAAUCGAAAUGCAUUUGAUCCCUUUGGCUGGGUUGUAUCUAAAAUGGAAUGGGGGUAUCUGUACCUUCUUGCUAGAGACAGUGAAGGUUUACUUUCUAAAGAAGCAGUAAGGCGCUGCUAUGAUGGGAGUUUAUUUCAAUAUUGUGCCAAAAUGCGGGCAGUGAAAUGCCACUACAAUGUUAAACUUACCUACUUUAUUCAGUUUCUGCAAUUUGAGACAACAAAUUCUACAAUGAAGAGGCAUAAAGAAAACCCAGCUGGCUGGCUUCUGUUUCCUUUAAAUGGGAGCUUAUUUCUCACAUCAGAUGCUGCUUUUAUGAGACUCAGAAAAGGGUAG
Messenger RNA from Neltuma alba, 933 nucleotides. RefSeq names its product peroxygenase-like. Gene Ontology annotation, molecular function: monooxygenase activity; calcium ion binding. The transcript is spliced from 7 exons. NCBI's taxonomy places the organism in Eukaryota, Viridiplantae, Streptophyta, Magnoliopsida, Fabales, Fabaceae. The record is from RefSeq and is a predicted model, not a curated record. The coding region runs from base 61 to 933 and encodes 290 amino acids.